Messenger RNA from Perkinsus marinus ATCC 50983, 1026 nucleotides. RefSeq lists its product as hypothetical. Lineage: Eukaryota; Perkinsozoa; Perkinsida; Perkinsidae. The record is from RefSeq and is a predicted model, not a curated record. Bases 37 to 1026 code for a protein of 329 amino acids. The transcript has 8 exons.
AGAACUGUCCAUCCUCUUAUUAUUGUCUCACACAUAAUGAGUACACCAGCUGUCCGUAACUUGUGGCUAUCAUCAUCUAGUCGAGCUGCCACUGCGGCCCUCAGUGGAAGCGUCAGGAGUUUGCAGACCUCGGCACCGAGAUUUUACUCGCAAGACGAGAUUGAUACCGCGCAGAACUUUUUCCAGCUAAUGAUGGAGGGUGAUAUCACAGGAGCCGCUAAGCUCGCGGAGCCUCAAGCAAAGCGACUUGGUAUGAACGUUGAGGAGUUCAUGGCCAAACAGGCCAGUGAACGAGCAUACCUCAUCUACAGGUUCUCAUCGGUUGAACGACAAGAAGCCAUCAAGCUUGCUAUGGAUGGGGAGGGCUUCGACCAGGGCCUUACUGAGGCCGAACGUGAAGCUAAUACAUCAGCCUCUGGAAUGGCUAUGUGCAAGCCUGAGCUAAUUCAUGAAAUACUCGAGUCGGGAGGCGAUAAGUUUUGGCUGCCCAUCUGUAAGGAGCAUUAUGAGAGGAUUGAACAGGUUAUCAAAAUGUGUCGUACGUCUCUGUCGUUUGGUGAUCUUUGUCCUGCGCCAACGAGAGACUAUCAGCUGUUGGGACGGUCAUACCCUCCUAGAAUAAUGCUAGGGAAGAGCGGGGCUGUUCUUCAAACAUACAUAUCUCGGCUCCUGGCCGGAUCGCGUUCUUUCUCCCCUCAAGCCAUGGCAAAUCACGAAGCGGCCGCCCAGCUGUUCGACUCACAACUCCGUGGUUUGGGACCGGCCGAUGGCCCCUUAGAGAAGCCUGAUGCGGAUCAAUCAGGCCGCUUACAAGAGUUCAAGGAAUGGGCGGAGGGCAGGGAAGAGGCCGCACGGAAGCAUCAGCGAUUAUUACUUCACCUUACAUGCGAUGUCUCCCGAUACAUGUUGGAACCACCAGAAGGCAGAGCUUUAAUGGAGCUAGCGAAGUUGGUUAUCACUCCAGAAAACCAAAAGGAGCAAGAGUACACCUCGGGCGUCAUUCAGUCGACUCUGGAUAUGAUGUAG